AUGUAUGAGAUCUACCAGCUGGCAAAGGAGUUUCAUGCUGCUGAUGAAACUGCAAUGAGCAAGUCCUUGGACGCCGUUUACCAAGCCUUCAUGGCAAGGGACUACUUCGCGGAGGUGAUCACGGCUGUGGAAGUCUGUCUUCCGAAUUGGACGGUCAAGCAUCUGACAGUGUGGAAUGAGCUUGUGGACACCAAGCUGACGGAUCCUACGGACAUCACAGACGUGGACUUGGAAGCGGCGGAAGAGGCUACCCAAGCUGCCCUGUACCAAGAGACUCGCAGCAAAUUGUCGUUGGAUGAAGCUGCCUGGCUUCGCUACAAGAACCAGCUGAACCAGAAGAAGGCCCGCGAGCACAUUGUGGCAGUUACCCAUGACAAGUCGCAGCUGCAAGUUGGGAAGGGGGUGGUGGAGAACUUUAUGGAAAAGCACGCCAACAUCGUUGCUGUGUCUGAUAUGGCUUCUGUGCCCAACAUGGACGGAUGGCUGAAACAAGCAGCCGCGGAGUUGAAGGUCAAACCGGACGAGCUUGGAAUCUUUGUGAUCACUGACUAUUCCAAGAUGGGGGUGCUGCAGACCCUUGCGUUGAACAAGCAUUCCCAACUCAUGGCAAAGUGCAUUGACAAAACGACCAUCGUCGACAAGAUGCAGCAGCACAAGCUGGAGCUGCGUGACCUGUGGGUGUGCCUUGACACCUCUCAGCUCCAUGGAAAUGCUGACCGGCCUGGGUAUUAUCAGGCAUGGAUGUGUGCACCGGAUUUCAUGCUGCCGCCACGCGGCACCAGCCAUCGUGCUCCCAAAAUGAGCGCGGAGGAUGCCAGGGACAUGAAGGCCACUGAGCUCAACGAUUUCACCUCCUGUGAUUUGUGGAAGCUCCAAGGUUUUCCCAAGGACAAGGUGCCGGCGGCAGUCCCGGAGAGCUCGUUUCAUGUCCCUAUGGCACGAGCUUUCCUACAGAGCAAUGACACUAGAAAAAAUCUGACCGACAGCCAGGAAACGGGACAGUGGCUUUCCGGAGAAGCCUUCUGGAUGGCGCUGAUGGACUGGAAAGAUGGUGUCGGACCCAUGGGUCGGCUUCUCCCAAAGUACAAGCCGUAUCCUGACGAUGACACACCGGUGGUGGCAGAAGAGCCCACUUUGGCAAUCUGCAGCAAUCAAGAUGGUGCACUGGCGAUCCCUCCAGAGAUUCGCACACGGUACUUGCAGGAUCCUCACCGAGCUCCGGAAUGGAGACGAAUCUUGAAGGAGUUCGACAGGAAAUGGGGCUGCACAGAGACAUCCCAUGUCCAGGAGACAACAUCUCCUCCAAGCACUGAACAGCCUGGCGGAGUAGAAGCACCUCCGCAAGCUGCGACUUGGGGUGACAUCUUCCCAGGUGAACCAACGACCAAGGAGGCUUUGCACAACAAGUACGGCCAGGCGUUGCACAGCUUCACCAUUGAGGGCAAUCUGACGGCCGUGAUCACAGAAGGACCCAAGCUCUUUGUGCUAGCAGCCGGCAGCGCCUGCAGCAUCACUCCUGAGUUGCCACUGCUCUGCUUCGGUGCUGGUACGUGGCUGCUCGACGCGAAAGCUGACACCUUCAUCCAGGAGAAUCCGGACAAAGGCUAUCGUUUCCUCCUGGACAGCGAUACUGCAUUGUGUGUCUUGGAGGACGCAUCGGGCAAUGAUGGGGCUUGCAAGCCGCUGCGUGAGAUCCUGCAGGAAGUUGAGCGAUCAGGACAUGUGGAGUUCGAGCUGGCAGGACACCGUCACGAACGUCCACCGUCAGUAUGUCAAGGAAAUGAAGACGACAGGACUGAUGGAUCACCUCCCGCAAAGCUGAGACGAAGCGCCAGGCUUUCUUUUGAAAACAACGAUUGCCCAACAGCAGCCAAGGCCAAAGCCAGGCAAAACCGCCGACUUGAGAUCGAGAAUAUGCAUGAUCGGUUGCCUACGCACUCUCCCUCAGCCGAUUCUGAUGACACCUUGAUCCUUCCUGGCCGAUCAGAUCCAGCAGACACACAGCUUGAUGACAGUGACGCCAACAACACACCCAGUGCAGUGAAGAACUUGGAGAUGGAGUUCGUCAAGACUUCUGACAAGGGGAGUGUCAAGCCUUCCGAGAACGGCAAGACUUCUUCUUCCCCUUCUACCUCAACACCCGGUGAUGACAAGACAAAGCCUGCCUCAGUGAAGGCUUCAGUCCACUCUGAGAAGGAAGUGGGCAAUCUGAACGGCAAGACUUCUUCCCCUUCUACCUCAACACCUGGUGAUGGCAUUCCCAAGACAAAGCCUGCCUCAGUCACGGUUGCUCUUGUCAACUCUGAGAAGGACGUGGACAAGGUGAACGGCAAGACUUCUUCCCCUUCUACCUCAACACCUGGUGAUGGCAUUCCCGCUUUGUCUGUGGACAUGGACAAGGAGAUCGGCAAGACUUCUUCCCCUUCUGCCUCAACACCUGGUGCCAGCUCAGCACCCACUGGUUCCAAAGGCAAACAGCCAAAGCUUCGUGCACGUGUUAAGCAGCCAGGACAGAAAGCCAAGCGCACCAAACAAAGUGAUGAAGAGAAGAAGCGCAAGCAUCGCUUGGCUUGUGACCGGUGGCACGAGAAAUGGAUUUCAAAAGGAGUCCCCCGCACCCAGCCUCUUGCCAAGGCAAACAUGGCACCCAGCGAUGAUCCCUCACCGAAGGCAAAGGCAUUUGCAAAGAAGGCCAGCAAGACCAAGACGAACACCAAAAAGAAGGAGAUCGCCAAGAAGCGUGAUCUUCGAUCAGUGAAGGGGGAGUUUAUCCGGGCCUUCUUGGAGAAGUAUGAGAGCACUGAGCCUGAGACCCGCCAGUCUAGACUUGCAAAAGCUUCCAAAGCUUGGAUGGAAUCUGAUGAGCGGGCGAAGUUGAAGGCCAAGCCUGGCUCACAGAUUCUGUAG
Messenger RNA from Cladocopium goreaui, 2907 nucleotides. Lineage: Eukaryota; Dinophyceae; Suessiales; Symbiodiniaceae. The record is from the annotation of a GenBank genome assembly.